This is a messenger RNA of Oppiella nova, 800 nucleotides long. NCBI's taxonomy places the organism in Eukaryota, Metazoa, Arthropoda, Arachnida, Sarcoptiformes, Oppiidae. The record is from the annotation of a GenBank genome assembly.
CUUUUGAGACUCAUAUAUAAGUAGUUUAACCAGUUUAAAAGUCUUUAGUCGUAAGACUCUUAACUGUUAAACCUAUUAUAUAGGAAUUUAUUGGAAAUUUGAAAUUUGAAGUUUGAGUUUUGGAAAGUCGUGGAAAACUAUUUGUCAUUUUGAGAGUGUCACAGAUCAUGAACGGCGAGUUAAAUGGCAAUCAUGUCAUACAAUCAAUGGAUUAUAAUACAAAUGAUAAUAAUAAUAGACAAACAGUAAGACUACGAGCGGCCACCUAUUUAUCGCCCAGUAUUCCCAUCGAGUAUUUUGAGAUUAUUCUGGAUUACCUGAAAACACGGUUGGGUUACAUCGACACGAGUUUGCGAUACGAGUCCAACACACGUAACAUAAUUCAAGUGUUCGCCGACAAUGAGAUAGAUAUCGCGUGGAUCAGUGGCACAUCCCAUAUACAACUGGCACAGAAAGGAAAGGCUGCUCUACUGCCGGUGUCAUCCGUGCACAUACAUCCCGACGCUGCGGACAGUGCCGGGUACUAUUGCGAUGUCAUCAUACACGAGUCGCUCGGAUCACGGGUUAAAUGCUUUGCUGAGCUCCGGGGCUGCAAAUGGGUAUACAAUGCCAGCCAAUCGCUGACCGGACACUACAUAACGAUGAAGGAGUUGAGACAUUUGGGCGAAAACUCGUCCUUUUUUGGCCACAAACAGGAGUCGGCCUCCGAUUUGCAGUCCAUUCAUAUGAUACUCAACCGCCAGUCGGACGCCACGAUCGUCGACAGCAAUUGUUUGCAGAUAUUUCUCGCCAGAAACCCG